CAGUUGUCAUUUCGACAUUUAAGGUGAAGGUACCCCGAAUUAGACUUGCCCACAAUUACUGCUGUGUUGCCAAACUGGCACAUAUUAGUGCAGAAUAAGAACUUUUCAAUGGGAAUACUUGGCAAUAUUUUCUCAUAAAAGACAAGGUAACUGCAUUAAUUGAAACCCUGUAUAUAUUUUGUGAAUAAAACGUAUAAACAUAAUCAGCAAAGUAAACACUCAAGCACAUCAUUGAAGAUAUGCAAAACGGUUGUCGCUUGUGUCAAGAAUAAUAGGCAAUUGUGCUGGUAUAAAAAUUAUACGAUUUAUUAAAGUGGUUAACUUAGCAUAAGCAAUAUGGUUGUCAAAUAUCUGUUAUUUUUCUCACUAUGUCUAUUUGUCAGGUGUACGAUGUCGAACAAAACUGAAGAUAUUAUUGAGAAAACUAAACAAUUGGCUCCACGUCUAACCAAUGACAAGCACAAAGGUCAAGCAGGGCGGAUUGGUGUAUUUGGCGGGAGUAUUGAAUUUACAGGUGCACCGUACUUUGCCUCAAUAAGCUCUUUAAAGGUGGGUGCGGAUCUCGUCUACUUGUUUACCAACAAAGAGCCUGCCACUGUCAUAAAAUCUUACAGCCCAGAGUUGAUGGUACUACCAAUACUAAAUGAUCCUGAAGCAAUCAAGAAAAUAGAACCAUGGUUAGAGCGAUUACACGUGGUUGUGAUUGGGCCAGGGCUUGGAAGGAAUGAUCAAACGUUUGAAGUUAUAACGAAGGUCAUCGAGACAUGCAGGCAGAAGCAGAAACCACUGGUAAUCGACGCAGAUGGCCUGUUUCUUAUAGCACAACGACACGACCUAAUAAAGAAUUAUCCAGCCCCUGUUGUCCUAACACCCAAUGUGAUGGAGUUCAACAGACUGGUCGGAGACACACCCGGAGAUGGAUCGAAACAAGAGAAGGCAGCUGCAUUUUUAAUGGAAGUGGGAAGCAAUGUCACUUUGUUGUGUAAAGAUCAUGAAGAUGAGAUUAUCAGUAGGGGAACUACUGUUAAAGUGUCGGGUGGAGGGUCUGGCAGAAGAUGCGGCGGCCAAGGCGACAUCCUAGCUGGUUCACUCUCAACUUUCCUCGCUUGGUCGAUCAUGGCCGACUACGCACCGAACGUAGCUUGCUACGCAGCUUGCAGAAUGGUGAGAGAUCUGAACUCAAAGGCCUUCGUGAAAUACGGAAGAAGUAUGACUGCGACGGAUAUGAUUCCAGAGAUACACGAAGUGUUCGAAGAGAACUUUGAACGGAAAUAAUCAAUAUAAACAUUGUUAUGGUUAACACAUGGCAAACGGCGUUCUCGGGUCAUUUUGUAUUUUUAUCAUGCAUGAACGCUGUGUGAUAAUAAAUCAUUUCAACAGUU
Molecule: messenger RNA, 1382 nt
Organism: Acanthoscelides obtectus
Lineage: Eukaryota; Metazoa; Arthropoda; Insecta; Coleoptera; Chrysomelidae
Source: the annotation of a GenBank genome assembly